AUGUUCAUUGAAUCCGCUGAGGAAGUAGCGGCAGAUCUAGAGAAGGCAGGCGCCAUACCCAAGUCUGCACCGGCUCCUCGUGGUGUGAGCCCUGUUGGCUUUCCCGACGGCGGCUUCGGAUGGAUCAACUGCAUCGGGGUGUUCCAGGAAUACUACCAGGAGAGCCUGCUGCUGGGCUACUCGUCAAGUACCAUCUCGUGGAUCCCGUCGCUGCAAAUCUUUAUGAUGUUCUUGGGAGGGCCGGUGUUUGGGAAGCUCUUCGAUAACUAUAGUCCGAGGUGGCUUCUGCUUGGCGGCACAUUCUUCUAUAUCUUCGGAUUGAUGAUGACUUCGCUAUCGACCAAGCACUAUCAGUUUAUCCUAGCUCAAGGCAUCUGUAGUGCUCUAGGUGCGAGUGAUGUGUUCUACGCGGCCAUAAGCUCGGUCGGAUAUCCUUGGACUCUGAGAGCCGUGGCUCUUGUGAUGUUGGGGAUGCUUGUUGUUGCCAACCUCACUGUCAAGUUCAGAUUGAUGCCGCAACCCAGGAAACUCGAUGCGAUGAGCUUCGUUCGACCGCUGAAAGAGCGUGCCUUUAGCUUGCUGUGCCUCGCAUCGUUCCUGUUCUUCUUUGGGACAUUCUUGCCAGGAAAAUAUAUCAUUCUGCAAGCACGAAUUCAUGGCAUGUCAGCCAGCCUAUCCAUCUACCUUAUUGCAAUCCUCAAUGCGGCGUCUAUCUUCGGGCGUAUCCUCCCCGGCAUAAUUGCAGAUCGCGUUGGCCGCUUCAAUGUGACGGUUAUCACCACCGCCUUCUCGGCUAUCAUCGUCCUCAACCUUUAG
Messenger RNA from Drepanopeziza brunnea f. sp. 'multigermtubi' MB_m1, 816 nucleotides. NCBI's taxonomy places the organism in Eukaryota, Fungi, Ascomycota, Leotiomycetes, Helotiales, Drepanopezizaceae. The record is from RefSeq and is a predicted model, not a curated record.